Pseudopodoces humilis (Tibetan ground-tit) is the source of this 2952-nucleotide messenger RNA. It is a transcript of the gene LACTB2, whose product is annotated as lactamase beta 2. The record is from RefSeq and is a predicted model, not a curated record. Gene Ontology annotation, molecular function: single-stranded RNA binding; RNA endonuclease activity. Gene Ontology annotation, cellular component: mitochondrial matrix. Lineage: Eukaryota; Metazoa; Chordata; Aves; Passeriformes; Paridae.
CUUCCGCUCUCCCGGCCUGUGGCGUCGUGAGGAGAGCGGAGCCGGGAGUUCGGGAAUUCGCCGCAAAGAUGGUGUCGCUGCUGCCGCGCAUCGAGCAGCUCUCGUCGCGGGUGGUGCGGGUGCUGGGCUGCAACCCGGGGCCCAUGACCCUGCAGGGCACCAACACCUACCUGGUGGGCACCGGGCACAGAAGAGUCCUUAUUGACACCGGGGAGCCAGCUAUUCCUGAAUAUAUCAGCUGUUUAAAGCAGGCACUGUCAGAGUUCAACAUCGCAAUUCAAGAAAUUUUAGUGACACACUGGCAUCGUGAUCAUACUGGUGGAAUACCGGAUAUCUGCAAAAACAUCCCAAAUGACUCAGAUUAUCGUGUAUGUAAGCUCCCUCGUGUCCCUCACCGUGAAGAAACAAUAGAAGGAGGACAUAAAUAUUUUUAUCUUGAGGAUGGAGAUGUGGUACAGACAGAGGGAGCCACACUCAGAGUUUUAUAUACACCAGGACACACUGAUGAUCAUAUGAUUUUACAUCUAGAAGAGGAAAAUGCGGUAUUUUCUGGUGACUGUAUUUUAGGGGAAGGAACAACAGUAAUAGAAGACCUGUCUGAUUACAUGAAAACUUUGAAAAAGUUGUUAGAAAUGAAACCAGAUUUGAUUUAUCCAGGUCAUGGCCCAGUAGUACGUGAUGCAAAUACUAGAAUCCAAAACUACAUUUCUCACCGACUUGCACGUGAACAGCAAAUUCUAAAUGUUUUCCAGAAGAAUACUGGGAAAUCAUACACAUCCUCGGAGCUUGUGAAUAUAGUAUACAAGGAAAUCCCUGAAAAUUUACUCCCAGCAGCAGAACAUAACCUCCUAGUCCACUUGAAGAAGCUGGAAAAAGAUGGAAAAGUGUCACGUGAUGAAACUCCCAGAUUCAAAUGGAAAAACAAUUUAUAAGUUAGGCAAGGUUGCUCAGGAAUGUAUUUAAUCUGCAUUGUUGCUGUAUGAAAUAUCAUAACAAUGAGCUGGGACUGUAUGUAAAAUUAAAACUAAUUUUUACUUUAUUUUGGUUUUAGUGGUAACAAUUUUAAAGCAAUGUUACAGUAAGUUGACUAAUAUUUUUCACAUUCUACUUUGUUGGAAUUUUAAAUUACCCUGGUAGGUACUGAGAUAAUAAAAUUGAAUGAGUGUGAAGAAUUGAAUCCUACCUUUAUUAUGAAAUGCUAUCAUUGGUGGCAAAAGACAAAUAGCAAGGUCUUAUAAACUUAUAAACAUUAUAAUAUCUUAAAGCACUAUUAUAAACUUAGUCACGUAAAAGAAAUCUCUAGCAAAAUAAAACAACCAGAAAAUAUGUCAAUCUAAACCUGAUUUCACCUGCUUGUGCUUCUGAAAAAGUAAUUUUCUAAUAAGUUAUCUGUACAUUCCAAAAAAACAAGUUAUUUUUGCUAACACGUGUAAAUACUGGGGUUUAUGUUCCUUUUCUAAUUCAGCUGUGUUCAUCAUCACUGGUUGCUCAGUGCAAUAGGUUUUAAUUUCAGUAAUCAAAUUACUUAAAUAAUUAAUCUCGGGGUUCUGGUUUUUUUGAUGAAAACACCACUUCUAUGGAAUUCAUUCAAAGGAUUCAUUAAUCUUAACUAACGAGCAUCAAAAAAUUGCAGAGUUGGAGCAGAUUCUUAAAUUCUUUAUAAGAUUCUGCAAGAAUGUGCUUAAAAAGAUGUAUAAAUUGAGAUAUGUAUUACACACUAUAUAAAGUUAACCUUGUCUGUGACAUGAUGACUAGCAUUCUUCAAUCCACUUAAAGUAGAAAUAGUUUAACUAAAAGGUUGUAUUUGGUUGUAAGAUACUGUACAGUGUAUUAAAGUAUGUUUGGAGAUGAAUUUAACUUUAAAGUUCAGUUCUCUGUGAACCUUACAUUUGCAAAAUAGUAUAUAAAUAUUUGCAUUACUUAGUGUAUUCAAAGUGUGUGACAUUUGAUGAUAUAUACAUUUCUUAUAUUACUACUUAGCCUUAAAAAACAAAAGCAGAUCUGAGAUGUUUGAAAAUAUCAAGGACAAAUAUACAUCCUUGCAAAUCUUUCACCAUUCAAUCCUGUACCCUCAUUUGUGAAACAUGCAUAUAUGUUUUGGUAUUUAAGACAUGUCUUAAUAAUUGACAUUAUUUUGUGAAGCUGAUGGCAUUUGUUUUGAUCAGCUGAGACAAGUCCAAAAAAAAAUACUCACAGGAAUAGCAACCCAAAACAAAUUCAUAUUCUGAAGUAGUAGGCAGACCCCUGGAGAAGGGAAAUAAUUACUUUCUGCUAAAAUGAUGCUUCUUGCAAACUUCAUUGUUCUGAAAUUUGGCCCCAUGAUGACACAUGCUCACUUUUAAUGUUUUCUGAAGUGCCAUCUUGAGGUCGUUCUCAGGUCUCCUGCGUUUCCUUCCUAUUGUAUUUUCUAUUUACUUAUAUUUUUCCAGGUACUUUUUAUCCCUUCCUCCCACAAACUUUUUUUUCUUCAAUUCCUUUUGGAAUAAUUACUCAGUUUUCAAAUGGACUUAUUUACAUUAAUAAUUAGCUUUCCUAUAGCUGUUACAUGAAUUUAUAGCUACGUUUUCCUUGUUAGGCAUAAAAAUAUAAUUAUCACUGUUUCUUUGAGAAAGAUAAAAAGAUAGUUUACAUGCUCUGAAUGGUGUCAUUCUGCUUCAAGGAAAUAGAAGUAUCAGUGAAAUUACAGUUUUUUUGUCCUGAGGUCUAAGAACUUAAGACAGCAGGAAACUAGUGUGAGGAGGUGGUGUCUCAUUACCUUUCUGAGAUAAAGAAGUCUAAUCUCACUUAACAAUUUUCUUCUGUUUUACUAUAAAUUUUGAAAUACGUGGAAAUGGCUUUAGAAUGCACUUAAAGAAUUGUUGGAACCUGCAUGCAGUGAAGAAAACAAGAGGAUACAAAUAGAAAACUCCAUGCUGCAGUAAAUGCCUGACAUCUUCAAAAAAAAAAAAAAAA